This is a messenger RNA of Suillus fuscotomentosus, 981 nucleotides long. RefSeq lists its product as uncharacterized. Lineage: Eukaryota; Fungi; Basidiomycota; Agaricomycetes; Boletales; Suillaceae. The record is from RefSeq and is a predicted model, not a curated record. The annotation marks the transcript as partial. The transcript is spliced from 3 exons.
AUGUUGUCUGCACGAGCCUAUCAUUUUGCCAUGUCGACCGUCAUGAAAAAUCUGAAGAUAGCCGUUCACGAUGGUUGCCUUAUGUUGGACCCACGAGGUGACAUGCGCAUGAUCCACACUCCUUUAAUUGCAUGGAUAGCCGACUACCCUGAGCAACUGCUCAUCGCGUGCAUUACAUUGAAAUGUUCGCCAAUUUCUCUCGCUUUAUCCACACAAUUUGAAGAUCCCUCACCAUCUCACACUCUCAGCGCUAUUGCAAGGGCAUGCACUACUUCUGACCCCUGUGAUAUUGCAGCCUUUCACAAGACGUUCCUGUCCCUGCAUCUCAAUGGCAUAAUCAAGCCAUUCUGGGGGGACUGGGGGGUCGCAUGUCCAUCCUACUUUUUGACCCCGGAUGGUCUCCACCAAUGGCACAAGUUCUACUUCGAUCAUCCUUUAAAUUGGGUGAUCAACAUCAUGGGAGGAGAGGAACUUGACCAUCGCCUAUCAGCUCUUCAACCUCAUGUAGGAGUGCGCCAUUGGGCAAACAGUGUCUCCACGCUGAAGCAGUGCACUGGUAGGGAGCAUCGAGACCUAGAGAAGCUUUUGCCUGGUGUCAUUGUUGGUGCUGUUCCAGAUCAAGUCGCAUGCGCAAUACAUGCUAUUACAGAAUUCAUAUUUCAGGCCCAAAGCCUGUUCCAUUGCGACGAGACCCUACACUCCCUAUCUGAAGCCCUUUGGGAGUUCCAUCACUAUAAAAGCAGUAUCAUUGCAGCAGGCAGUCGCCGUGGCAAGAACAGCCCUCUCAAUCACUUCGAUAUUCCGAAGCUAGAGUUAGCACAACAUGUCAUUCGAAGCACCCACGCUAUGGGUGCUCCGUAUCAAUGGAGCAGUGACAUUACCGAACGGUGUCACAUUACUCACGUUAAACGACCUUAUCGCAUGUCAAAUCACAAGGAUUUCCAUGGUCAGUGCUGCCGCUUCCUUGAUCAGCAGGAAAAG